This is a messenger RNA of Felis catus (domestic cat), 524 nucleotides long. RefSeq names its product rRNA-processing protein FCF1 homolog. Gene Ontology annotation, cellular component: small-subunit processome; nucleolus. The transcript has a single exon. The record is from RefSeq and is a predicted model, not a curated record. Bases 27 to 524 code for a protein of 165 amino acids. NCBI's taxonomy places the organism in Eukaryota, Metazoa, Chordata, Mammalia, Carnivora, Felidae.
AGAAGAAACAAGAGUGCGGCGUGAACAUGGGGAGGCAAAAGAAAGCAAGAAAGUAUGCAACCAUGAAGCGAAUGCUUAGUCUCCGAGAUCAGAGGCUGAAAAAGAAGGAUAGAUUGAAACCUAAAAAGAAAGAAAAGAAAGAUCCAAGUGCACGCAAGGGAAGAGAAGUCCCCCAACAUCCUUCCUGCUUAUUCUUCCAAUAUAACACACAGCUGGGCCCACCUUACCACAUCCUGGUUGAUACCAACUUUAUCAACUUUUCCAUUAAAGCCAAACUUCACUUAGGACAAUCAAUGAUGGACUGUCUGUAUUCCAAGUGUAUCCCUUGUAUAACUGACUGUGUAAUGGCUGAAAUUGAGAAAUUGGGGCAAAAGUACCGAGUGGCUCUAAGGAUCACCAAGGAUCCAAGAUUUGAACAAUUACCGUGCACACACAAAGGAACCUAUGCAGAUGACUGCCUAGUAAAGAGAGUAACUCAGCAUAAGUGUUACAUUGUGGCCACAGUUGACUGGGACCUUAAAUGA